This is a messenger RNA of Suillus discolor, 1245 nucleotides long. RefSeq lists its product as uncharacterized. The transcript has 13 exons. Bases 303 to 1187 code for a protein of 294 amino acids. NCBI's taxonomy places the organism in Eukaryota, Fungi, Basidiomycota, Agaricomycetes, Boletales, Suillaceae. The record is from RefSeq and is a predicted model, not a curated record.
CCCACCGCAAAUCACGCAUUCCACAUCCAUAAGGGUGAUUGGAGGGCUGUUGCACAUCCGGCUCAGCCAGCGAGACCGAACUUGCAAUAAAAAUACUGCGUUAAUACCACCGAUGACUGCGGUCUAUCUUUGUGUCUUGCGCAAUACUGGUUUGCAAAACUUUGAUUACCGAUAGCUUCCUCUUUUUGCUUAGUUUCUCACCGCAAUAUAGAUUUUGGCAGUGAAAGCGUUGAAAUAUCUAGCAUAAAAGUAUCGCUAUACACCACCAACAUCCCCCACUCGUUCACACUUAUCCCUCAAAUAUGACCACAGUUUCAAACAAUUCUAGUUGGUGGCCAAUAAUCAACUCAAAUAUCUUCUAUAGCUAUUGGAUAGUUGCCGCCGGUGUCGUGAUGAUAUACGAUUGGGUACUAACACUAGGACGAGAGAUUGAACUGAUCUGGAUACGCUAUUUUGGAAUAAUAUAUUUCGUUGCCAAUAUUUUGACAUUUGCGCCAUUUGUCUCGCUGACAGAUAUAGUGAGCAAUAUUACCUACUGCAUACAGAAUGGGAUGGGUGUGGUCCUAUACGCUAUGUUGGGCAUCAUCAUGAUUACUCGCUUGCAUGUCAUGUAUCAGGGAUCUAGAAAGAUGCUCAUCUUACUUGUCAUUAUCUUUCUGACUGUUACCAUCACCUGCGGAGUCGUCAUAACAAUAGCACUCGAGCAUAUUGUAGGGGAGGAGUUGAUACUCUCUGGCACGUACAUGUGCGAGUAUGAAUCUGAAGGGGACGACGUCCAGCUUCUUUUUUUAACGUAUUGGAUACUCUACACUGUUUGGGAGGUCCUCGCACUAUGUCUUUCAGUCUGGAUUGCUGUGAAAUACUUCCGUGACCUGCGGCGACUCGGCCCAUCGACAGGAUCGACCGCCGGGGACUGUUUCAGAGUGCUGAUAAAAGCUCACAUGCUUUAUUUUGCAAGCUUUGUUGGUGUCUCUUUGUUUCAGCUUACUAGUAUCUCUCAAUCACUCGUGAAAUCGGUACUCAAUGGUGCUGUUCAAAUUUCAUCGGUCGUGCAGGUGUUUGUGUUGGGACCACGCCUCAUCCUUAGCAUUCGAGAACAUCACGCCAAACUAGUGGCCAGCUUCGACACAGAAAAUAGCAUAAAUUCAAUUGCCUUCCAGGAAAUAUCAACUAGCAGUACUAUGUAGGAACAUACUUGCCGAGUGGCCUGCAGGCGAGAGAAAUUUGGUCGAAGAUGCGUCAUGU